GAGCUGGCCGCCAGCUCUCGGGGGGUGGGGACGGGGUGUGUCCUGGGGAACCCGCUGCCGAGAGAACAGCUAGCGCAGCUCGCGACGAGCCAUUGAGGACCAGGGUCACGCCGAGAGGCCGGAGGGGGCUCCAGGCAGCCUGGAGCUGACGGCGCCGGGCUGCGUCCUCUUCACCUGGGGGUGGGGGGUGGGGGCACGUACUUUGUGACCAGGAUGGUGCCGAGCCCCCUCUACGGCUGGAGCUUGCAGGGGUGCGGGGGUGUGAGUGGCGCUCCGCGGACUCGUGUCCACAGUACAGAGGACACGUACGGUUCGGCCGGGGGGCGGCUGCACCGGGGCCUGCCUCGCGGACCUGGACUCGGGACUCCGGGCGGCCCUGCCUGGUGCCAUUGCAUCAGCCAAGUCUCCCACCUCUCUGCUCGGUUUCCCGCCCCACCUUUCCCCUACUCCCGCAUCCCUGUCCCCUCACUUCCCUCCGCGAUGUCUCCAUCCGAGUAAGAAACGAAGCUGAACGCAUUGGUAACUGUGCUCAAGAAGAUGCAAUCGCGGGAGCCCUCAGGGUGGCGCACGGCGGAGAGGCGACGCGGGUGGCGCUGCAGAGGCGUCCCCACCCCCUCCGGGGACCGGGGCCCCGGAGCUGCCAGGCCCGCUGCACGCGGCGGCGCGGGAGAAACCACGGGACAGCAGCGCCCCCUGCAGGUGCCGGGCGCCUCCGCAGCCGCUGCGCGGACCCGACUCUUAAGGUGGCACCACCGGGUUCCCAGCCCGCGCGCAACCCGCAGCCCUGGCUCCAUCCGCCGCACUUCUCCCUGUAGCGGCGGGCCUGACCGUCCGGAACGGCCGGAGUGUGCUGAUGCCUGCUGCUAUCUGCUUGAUCCCUUCACCCUACCUCUCAUCCAGGACUUCUUCCGCGGAUGCGCAGCUAGCGAUUUCGACAGGCGAGAUUGAAAAUUCCGGGCGAGUAUAUGAGGAUGAGUAAAUCCCGCUUCAGGGAGGAACGACCAGAAUGACAUUUCUUUAAGCCUAAAUCAAACUUUUAUUUUUGUUUAUAAAAAGCAGAAGGCCAGCAGGAAAGGGUCGCGGAGGAUUGGCACGUCCACAACCGUAGGACUCUUGGAUCCAAGUUUUUAGGGUGAGACUGGGCGGUCCGGGGUUCUCCUUCGGCGCUCACACCCCGCAAGCUCGUGGGCAGGUGCAGUGCUAGAGGCCGGGGGCAGUGGCGGACCCGCAGGGUAACCUUGUCUAGCGCACCUCCCGAGCCCCCAGCAGCAGCCCACUCUCGUCCGAAUGCUUUGUUUAUUUGGUGAUACCAGGGAACAUGGAGAAGAUCGAAGUUCAGUUUUUCUUUUUUCUUUAUUUUAAAUAUUUUUCUUAACUAAAUGGUAUGUUUAUGUGAACCCAUCAUCUCUUGGAAUUAAGUGUCCUCAGCGAACUCCAGAUUCCUAGGGGAAACCUACGUGCCCAGAGCAGGAAACGCACAAGUCAAUUCAGGUUCCGGUGCCAUCCGCAGUAAAUUCCCUUCCUUUUGCUCCAAAUUCCUCCUCUGCGUCCAGGAGAGGGACCCCCGGGACUCCCGCACACCCAGGACCGGGAGCGGCAGAGCAGAGGGUGGGUGCGAGGGCGCGAGGGAAGGGUGGCGGCCUGCGGACCUGGGGCGCGCAGUUUCCCGGCUCCGUGGGAACCUCCAACCCCAGGGCGCGCGGCCUAGGCUCCGCCCUGCCAGGCCUGGGGCCGAGCGGCCCACCUAGUGGGGUCCUGACCUGGGGAAGCCGAGUCCGCGCGCGGGUCGGGCCGCGACAAGGGAAGCUCGCCUGGGCAAGUGCCGCGCGGGGUCAGACCCACCCCAGGGGUUGCAAACCGCAAGCGAAAGUCGAGAGGGGCUGGAGCUUUUCCUCUGAUCCGUUUUACACUGUGAAAACCGCAGGCCUGUCGCCUAGGCGGCCACUUUUAAAUUGGGAAGCAAAUAGACGAAAAACCAAAACAAACCUACGAGCUGACUUUUCCCAGCUAAGUUUCCCCUCAAUAAAAAGCCCGCUUUCUGGGAAAGAGAGAAACUGAUCCGCGCUCACGAUUGCUUUCUUGGAGAUUCUGGGGGCACUGGGGCGCGCAGGAGGCGCGGCGACAACCCCAGCGCGCAUGGGGCAGCCUGGACUGUGCCCCUCUUACCACGCUCCUUCCCAGGCUUCUCCGUGCUUCUCUCUCCACUGGGGUCCCGCCUCUCCACGGGUCACGCCGAGGCUAUAUGCUGCUUGCAAGGGGUCCGCGCUUUCUCGUUCGGCGGGAAAGGCACAUGUUGGAGCUCGAUGUUGGGGCUCAGGGUGUGGUUGAUUUGUCUGCUGAUCUGGGUUUCUUCCCAGCACCGGGCAGGAAGUGUAGGAGUUUGGGUCGCCAGUCCAGGGACUCGGGAAACUUCCAGGCCAACCAGAAGAAACACUUGCAGACACCUUUCUAAUGUCACAGUUUUCCCCAGGGGAAAAAGCAGAAGUUGCUGGGCACAUCACCCAGCACCCGGGCAAACUCUCCACUUACCUCGCGCCCUGCUAGGGGGUGUUGGGGGCCCUCCGGGAACCCCUAGAUGAGCAAGCAAAGUCGCAAGAAGUGGGGUGGGGAACGCUCACCCGAUAAACCAUGCACCAGACUUAAUCAGCCUGUAAUGCUUACUCUAAAUCUAGGCCCAUCUAGGCCAGGUGGGCUGAGUCUUGGGAUAGUGGGUGUCUCCUUCCUAUGUUGAUACAUUAAGGAUGCCAUAUGGACAAUUAUUUUUAGUCAAAUUUGUGGUCCUGGAGAUAGAAAGAGGAGAAGAAGAGAGAAGAAAGACAGAAGAGCUUUAUUGUUCUUUUUUUUUUUUUUUUUUUUUUUUUGAGAUGGAGUCUCGCCCUGUUGCCCAGGCUGGAGUACAGUGGCGCUAUCUUGGCUCACUGCAACCUCCACCUCCCCGGUUCAAGCAAUUCUCCUACCUCAGCCUCCUGAGUAGCUGGGACUACAGGCAGCCGCCACCAUGCCCAGCUAAUUUUUUUUUACUUUUAGUAGAGAUGGGGUUUCACCAUGUUAGCCAGGAUGGUCUCUAACUCCUGACCUUGUGAUCCGCCCACCUCAGCCUCCCUAGGUGCUGGGAUUACAGGCGUGAGCCACCACGCCCGGCCUUAUUGUUCUUAUAUUAAAACAAAAGAACCUAGAAAAAAAUUGCUUGGUUAAAUUGUGGAGAGGAAGGGAGGGAAGGAAAAUGAAGGCUUUUCUUCUUUGUUCUUUAAAAGUCCAAGCACUUUCUUUCAGAAUCAAAAUGUAGAGAGGCAGUCAGUCUUGGAGUAUGCUUUUGCAUUUUAGGAUACUACUCAUUAAUUCAGUUUUAAAGCAUUCACUGGGUUGAGCACAAUUUUAAAAAGGUUCUGUCUCACCCAGAUCCUGUUUGAAGCUCAACUCAUUUUGAUUGAAAGAGAUUUGAGACAAGAAUUUCAGAAGAGAAAAAUGUGUGUUACACCUGGACAUACAUACACAUGUAAUAGGGAUUGUAUUCCUUCUAGUCUAAGACAAGAGAUUCUAUGGUAAAUUAUAAAAAAAAAUUAGUUUUUUUUUCUAGCAUUGUAUUGUCACCAGAAAGAAGAGUGCUGAAUUCUCUGUUUCUGCAUUUCCCAAUAAUAAAUCUCCUAGGAGAGAUAACUUUUUGCAGUUGUGCCCCUCACCCAUUUUCUCUCUGGCUUGCUUUAUUUCCCACAUAUGAAUACACACACAGCAGAUACAUCAUGCACAAACUUUUUUUAAUGUGUAAUCUGUAAAUCUAGGCCCAUUAAGUUUUCAUUGAAGUUGGGAAACUGUUGAGGACUUACUUUUGUUCUUCACCGUGCGUGCACUUUGCCAAGGAUCUUUGGUAACCAAUAAAACGAUCAUGUUCACUCUGAA
Messenger RNA from Gorilla gorilla gorilla (western lowland gorilla), 3897 nucleotides. RefSeq lists its product as uncharacterized. Lineage: Eukaryota; Metazoa; Chordata; Mammalia; Primates; Hominidae. Bases 538 to 948 code for a protein of 136 amino acids. The record is from RefSeq and is a predicted model, not a curated record. The transcript has 2 exons.